Triticum turgidum subsp. durum (durum wheat) is the source of this 1191-nucleotide messenger RNA. The record is from the annotation of a GenBank genome assembly. Lineage: Eukaryota; Viridiplantae; Streptophyta; Magnoliopsida; Poales; Poaceae.
AUGUUCUCAAGGAGUCGUCGUAAACAUGAGAGUAGUCUUACUGCCAGCAGCGGUCCAACUUUUUUGGCUUCCAGGCUUACUGGCGGCAGCAGUCAAACUUUUUCAGCUUCCAAACCUUCAAGCGUGAACACCUUUUCAAGUGCGAACACUUCUUCAAGUGCUAACACUGGAUGUGAAAUCGUGCAGUCAGCCAAAGUUAAGGCCUUCAGCUAUAAUGCUCUCAGGUUUGCCACGAGGAACUUCUCUCCUGACAGCAUGCUCGGCGAAGGAGGGUUCGGAUCUGUCUAUAAAGGAUGGUUUGAUGAGCGUACAUUGUCAGCUUGCCAACCUGGUACAGGAAUACCUGUUGCUGUGAAAAAACUCAACCCGAAGGGCUUUCAAGGGCACGGAGAGUGGUUGGCCGAAAUUAAUUACCUAGGUCGGCUUUGCCAUCCCAACCUUCUGAAGUUAAUCGGGUACUGCAUAGAUGAUGAGUAUCGGGUGCUGGUGUUUGAGUGGAUGCCACGUGGGAGCUUGGACAAUCAUCUUUUCAGGAGAGGCUUUGAACCUCUUUCAUGGAACAUAAGGAUGAAGGUUGCACUUGGAGCUGCAAAAGGACUAGCCUACCUUCACAAUGCGGAGGUUAACGUUAUCUGUAGGGAUUUUAAGCCAUCUCAUAUUCUCCUUGACACCGAUUAUACUGCAAAACUCUCUGAUUUUGGAUUGGCAAAGGAUGGUCCUGUUGGUGAAGACAGUCAUGUGACCACAAGGGUAAUGGGAACAUAUGGUUAUGCAGCUCCAGAAUAUGUGUCAACAGGCCAUCUUACUGCAAAGUGCGACGUAUAUGGCUUCGGGGUUGUGCUUCUAGAGAUGAUGUGUGGUCGUCGCGCACUUGACGCGAACCGUCCCCAGGCGGAGCGCAGUCUUGUUGAAUGGGCCCGGCCGUAUCUCACAAGCAAGCGCAAGAUCUUUCGUGUCGUUGAUAUAAAGCUAGGAGGCCAAUACCCGCUCAACGGGGCGCGAAAAAUCGGCAACCUUGCUGUCGCGUGCUUGCACGUCGAACGUAAUAUGAGGCCGACCAUGGAUUACGUGGUCUCUGUCCUGGAAGGGGUUCAAGACUCCAGUGACCCAGGCAAGAAGCCGGCAGCAGAGAAGCAUCAAGAGCCCAAGUCCGCCGGCAGAAUGACACCGCCCAGCGUGAACACUAGCUAG